UCUCUUCGCAAUGCACACAGCAUGAAAACUCUCGACGAGGCUGACGAUUCGGAAGUCUCGUCCUCAACACGCAUCUUGUCAAGUCAAGUUCGAUGGUUUGGGGCUGUGAUGGCUCAGAUCUACAUACCUGAAAGCGGAAGACCGAAGCGAGCUCGGCGCCGGAAAGUCAACUGAGUUCACGUGCUUGUCCUUACGGUGUUGGCGCCGCGCUACUUACGAAUAACCACCACCAUGACCUCAGCUCCUUGCAACGCAUUCCUCGCUCUCCCCACUGAGCUACUCGUCCCCGUACUCAGCUACCUCAACGUCCAGGAGAUACUGGCUGUGCGGAAGACAUGCCGCGUCCUCUACGCCGUAUCGAAGCUCAAGUGCGUCUGGAUCGCGCGCGUCAAACACAUGUGUGCCGCAAACGACGUCUUCGCGCCGACCUUCGACCUGCCCUCUAUGUCCGUCGCCGCGCUCGAGCGCGCAGCCACGGCCCCGCAGCGCUUCUUCCGACUCAUCAAGGCAUCCGGCGGCGGCAGCAAGCUCUAUCCAGCGCACCGGUGUACACUGUCGCUAGCCCAAGAUGGCAACGCCGCGCCGGGCGCCGACUCGUUCAGGCAGAUCCGGCUAGUGCCUGGCGGGCGGUUCGUGCUUGCGAGGACGAAGGCGGAGUUCCAGAUCUGGGAUAUGGAGGCGCCUGCGUGUCGCUCGGGCGCACUGUAUUCGGCAUCACUUAAGGACCUUCUCGACGUGCCCGAAGCUGCUCUCGCGCAUAUUAAUAUGGAGGAUUGCUAUCGAGGGUCUGAGGAGAGCUCCCUGCGCGUCGUGUUUACGCAGUGUUGCGAUAGAGAAAGCUCUAGGUACUGGCGAUUCUUGCUGAUACAGGUAGACUUUGUCCGACGGGAGGGGGUUGAUGAUAGCAAACAAGCUUCUCUCGAAGUCGUUGUCGAGGUGGUAGCGCAGCUUAGCCCACUGAUACCUCUCGACAGCCGCCCCUACAUAGGCAGUACUGUUAACUCGUGGAUAACAAUCCGUACAGACAUAGACAUCAUCGUCUGGAACCCUACCGAGGAUACGGUAGCCUACUGGCGCGUCGAUCCCGCGCUGGAGCGUACUUUACGAGCGGUCCACCUCACAUGCGACCACGCGUUUUGUAUCUUUAGGGACAUCGUCACCGUGUCGUCUAUCCCUCCAUUCCUCGACGCGCAGUCGAAGGAAAGCUGGAUACCGUCCACGCGCUCAUUCGAAAUUGCCUUAAACCUUCGUUCCGAGAACUGCGCUUGGCUCACCCCUCGGUCGUGGCACACUUCAAACAAGGCGUCACCCACCGCUCACAGGGAACCUUCACCCACCCACGCCUUCGACCGCUUCGCUGGCUCGUCCGGAUUGUCGCGCUACGCGGUCGGCUCCUCGACAAACGUCGUGCAAACCCACAGCGACCGCGCCGCCCCCACCGUGCGCGACAGGUGGCAGGACAGCAACAUCUGCUUCGACUACACCUGCGCAUGGAUGCCGGUGCGAGGCUUCUCUGUCGUCGAAGGCGAGGGCGCGGUGUGUCCGUGCGUCCGAGCGCCGUGGGGCUACAAUGUCGGGCUUUUGGCAUACGACGGCUCGCCGGGUGGCUCGGUUGAGGUCAAGAUAGAUGGGAUCGAGAGCUUUGAUGGGUGGGAUGUGUGCCCUGCGAGCGCGAGGGUGGUGUGUAUUGAUAGGAGAGAGCCCCAUCUUGUGAUUGUGUACGAUUUUCUUGCAUAACUAUGUCUAGGCCAUACCUCUCGUGUACAAGCGGACCAGAAGGGUUUGGAAAGUCAUUCAGAUCAUAUAGAAUCACCAUAUGUGCGUGUGCGUGUGUCAUUGAGAUCGUAGACCCUCGUAGCAAGUUAACGCUCUCCUUCGUCAGGUAUAUUUUUUUUGUUUGUUCCCCAUUGAUA
Messenger RNA from Schizophyllum commune H4-8, 1913 nucleotides. RefSeq lists its product as uncharacterized. Gene Ontology annotation, molecular function: protein binding. The transcript is spliced from 7 exons. The record is from RefSeq and is a predicted model, not a curated record. Bases 232 to 1737 code for a protein of 501 amino acids. Lineage: Eukaryota; Fungi; Basidiomycota; Agaricomycetes; Agaricales; Schizophyllaceae.